Messenger RNA from Sabethes cyaneus, 813 nucleotides. RefSeq names its product collagenase-like. The transcript is spliced from 2 exons. Lineage: Eukaryota; Metazoa; Arthropoda; Insecta; Diptera; Culicidae. Gene Ontology annotation, biological process: proteolysis. Bases 1 to 813 code for a protein of 270 amino acids. Gene Ontology annotation, molecular function: serine-type endopeptidase activity. The record is from RefSeq and is a predicted model, not a curated record.
AUGAAAUACACCGCAGUAUUUAUCUUACUUACGCUGGCCAUUACGGCUUCAGCUGUUAAGGACUCACGUGUCAUUGGAGGCUCAAUUGCCACGGCAGGCCAAUUUCCGUAUGUUGCUGGACUGAUCACUAGAAUCAACGUCCUGUUGUCGGGUCAAUGCGCGGGAUCGAUUCUUUCAACACGUACCAUUCUCACUUCUGCGAGCUGUGUUUCAGGAAUACAAAAUGCGGUUGUUGUGAUGGGUGGCCUUAUGAUCAAUAACGAAAAUGAAGCUGGUCAACUUCGUGUAACGGCGACCCAAUUCAUCAUCCAUAACGGCUAUAUGGAGGAUACGCUGGACUUUGAUGUCGCUUUGGUCAUUCUACCGAUACCGAUUUCCUUCACUGACAGUAUUACAGCGGUACGGCUUCCGAAUCGCCGCCAAGCGGACGCCUCUUUCCUUGGACAGGAAGGCACAUUCAUGGGCUGGGGUAGAUUCGGUGAUGGUACAAGCAAUUCCGAAGUUCUACGCUUCGGAACGUCACGAGUUAUCACCAACUUGGCUUGCACCGUGAGCCUAGUAACAGAAACGAUCCUAAGUGAGCACGUUUGUACGGCCGGAACGGACGAUGAUGCUGGCAAUGGUUCACCUUGCCAGGGUGAUAGUGGCGCUCCGCUGACCAUUCUUGAUUCCGACGGAAUCACCACGCAGAUUGGAGUCUUUUCGUUCCACUCCAUUCUGGGUUGUGCCAGUGGACGUGCCGCAGUCUUCACGCGCAUGUCCGCUUACCUCAACUGGAUUGAAGACAAUUCUGAUGUCAUGAUUGAAGACUGA